ACAACGUUGUUGCGAAUGUGGAGAGAGAGAGAGCCUGGCUGCGGGGAGGGGAGGAGGAGGGGAUCAAUGGUUGCCUGCCUGCCUGGAUGGACAUGGAAUGCGUGCCCGCAGCCUUCCUCCGUCUGUUAGGGCUGUAAGCGAGAUAGAGAACGAGAGAGAGAGUGAGGAAGUGUUGCUCCACUGCGAAGCCAACGCAAAGCCAGACAGCCAAGCUCGACCGUCGCUGCGCCAGGCAGACAGCUGGGUGGGUGUCUGUCUGUCCCCUCUGCAGAUUGGAGCACCGCCUCAUUCGCUCUCAUCAUUCAGCAUUACGCUGUGAGAGAGCGAGAGCGAGAGAAGGAGAGAGAGGAGCGCGACGAUCCCCCCCCCCCCACUCUUGCUUCCCACCCACCUGGCCUUCCCUUCCAAUCGUUAAACCUGCUGACCCUUCAUCAAGAUCUACUCCAUCGAAUUCGGUUUGUUAUCGAAGCAAAGUCAUCGUCAUCAUCAUCAGCAGCAGCACCAGCAGCAGCGGCCCUAUCUGUGCAUAUUCGUAAGAGAAGAAAUGGAUGAUCAAUCGCUAUUCGGUGUUGCUUUGCGUUCAGUGCAGGGUUGGGAGUUUUCCGUCCUGUUGCUUGGUUUCUAAUUUGGGUCGCUGAUUGUUCCAAUUGUUGUGACACUUUUGUGCGAUGUGAUGAAUGUGAACGUGGUAAUUCGGAGCUCGCCAUCCCCUUCUCUCAUUCUGGUGCUAUUUUAGAGGAGAGUUCGAACGCGAUGGAGGUUUCUUGUGGGUGUGACUGUGCAGUACUCUCUUGAAUUUUAUAUGUGGAGCUUACCCUCCAGCUCAAUUGGUUGUACCGUGUGACUUCAUGGGCGUCGGUGGUGCGAAUUCAUGCAUGUGUCAUCACCGCCCUCUAAGUGUGUAUCCAGCUCUAGGUUCUUGCGGACGGUAGUUUGUGUCCGUUUUAGGCUAGUGGGAUUCAUGGAAGGACGGUGGUCAGAUUGGAUUGCGGUAUUAGUCCGGUUCGUGGUUGUGAUUCCUCUGUGUGGGUCGCAUGCGUGCCUUUUAGGUUUAUUUCGAUCAAUUGACUGGUGUCCUCUUUGUCAGCUGCCUGUGAUCUUGAGCGUUCGGACGAGCAUUCACGAUGCAUGCCAGUGAAGGUGCGCAAACAUCAACAUCAAAUAGUUACGACAAUCAUCAAGAUACGUUAGACUUGAGGACAGCAGAGUGGAUUGCAUCGCAAUACAAACUUCCAAUUAACGUUCCGUAACUGAGGAUGGCGGGAGACCUGCGGUUUGCAAUGUAAUUUACGUCUGCUACCCAAUAUUGGGGACGGCGAGGGCCGUCAGGAGUUGCAAGAUGACAUCAAGUUUGCGUUCAUAGCCGAUGCUCGGAAGGUGUCAAUGUUAAACCUCUUCAUUAGUGUAUUCACAUGACAUAAAUUUCGACUGAAUUCACAGAUCAAUCUGGCGAGGUGCCGCUGAAGUUAACCCUGGUUUGAGAACGGGAGUGCAAGGAUGUACACGUAAGCAUUAGAUUUGUCGCCAAGUUGUACUUGGAACAUGAUCAUGGCUUCUACCUCAGUUUGCGACCCUUUCGAGGGCUCUUCGCAGGAGAAUUGUUACCCAUAUGUUCACAUUGCGCCUUAAGGAUCCUAUACUACGAACACUAAUCAUGAGCACAUAUUUAAGCAUCGUUGAGAGAUAAUUGUGAAUAUACAAUGAGAUGUCGUGACGCUGGAGCAGAAGCUGACUACAGGAUGGAGGAGGUCGAGGCAACGCCCAUGGAGGAGGACGAGAUACUGGGAGUUCGACAUUCGUUUGAAUGUGAUGUGGGAAUUUGUGGUGGUUGGCAGAAUGUGAACCACAUUCACAGCCAGGAAUGCAGGGCCAGUACUAGCGAAUUGGACAGAGUUGAUAGUCCUUCAGAAGUUUCCAGCCGCACAGCCGAAUGUUUUGAAGGCACCGAUGGUUGUGUUGCAGAAGCUAGUGGGAGGGAUACUCCUGCGAAGCUUCAUUGCUCCCGAACCGUUGCUGGAGAGGACGAUGGUAUGUCAUUAAAGAAAGACCAUAUUGAGUUGGGAAGAUCUUUUCAGCUGGCAGUAAGUGUGCAUGACUGGGCUCUAGCUGAGAGUCUUGUACCCCUAGCAGAUCCUCAAAGGCUCAACGAUGGAUUGUGUAUUGCCUUGGAUUCCAUUUGGUUCUUAAGCACAUCACAGGAAUUGGCGGGUGCAACAUGUUUAAUUGAGAGGUUGAUCCUCGCUGGAGCCCAUGACUUCUCACGAGCGGCGCUUCGUACUUCCUUUUUGGCUUCAUGCGUAUCAGCAUGCCGAUCUCGGACAAUGAGCCUAGCAGACACUGUUACUGUGAUGGCACAAAGGUUACGGGAAAGACUACAGGAAUGCAACGGCGACGAAAUUUUGAAGGCUGAAGCUGCGGCCAAAGUUCAGAGAUUCACUGAAUGGGCUCUGAAGUGUAUUGGAUCACAUUCACGUGGGAAAGGAGCACACCCUGGGUCACCUAGUGACAUAUGCAUGGCAAUUAUACAUAGCUCGGCGGUAGAGUCACGUCUUCAGCUUAUGGCGUUCAAGAGGUUUUUGGAAUUAGCAGCCUCUCGGCUGACGAAAAAAGACUAUACGGAAGCCUUUGAUGCAGCAUGUUUUCCUCUCACUCUGUUCUCCAGCGCCAUUGACCCUGGGUGGGCAACUGGCAUAGCUGCCAGUGCUAUGCAAGGGCUGCUUGGGCUUCUGGUAGAAGGAGGUGCAGACAAUGUGAACCAAUGCUUUUUGGAAGCCGCUAGGUUUGGGAGUACUGAGCUUGUACGAAUAUUGCUCCAGAUCGCACAAAGAAAUGGAGUGGAGUUAGAUGUGGACUUGGCGCUGGGGUUCGCCUCUCAUUAUAGUAAAAUUGGUACUAUGGAAUGCCUGGUUGAAGAUGGCAAAGCAGAUUCUUUUCUGGGACCUCUUAUGAGAGCUGCUGAACGGGGUUGUAUUGAGGUUGUCCAUUGGUUCGUAGAGAAGGGUUGUAAAGACAUGGAACUAUGUUUGGCACUGACUGCUGCAGCCUCCAGUAGCCGCGUGGAAGUUGCCGCUUUUCUCUUGAGCCACGUUCCCCAUCAUGUCUUGCAGACUCUUAGCGCCGAGAUUCUUAAGGCAGCAGGUGAACGCUCGGGUGGAUCCCUGAAGGGCAUAGCUUUUUUGUUGCAAGCGGAUUUCUUGAACAACCCGGAGGCAACAUACACGAUUGCUGACAGCAUUGCAAAGUCGGAGGACGAGGCUAUCACCACGGAGCUACGGGCGUUUUUACUGGACGAAUGGUCGGAGGAAGCAUUCUUCAAGGGCCGUCUACUUGGUGAAGCCCACCAUCUGAAUGUCAUGCGUGCCCUGAAGCGGGGUUCCUCGCCUCUUCACCUGCAGGAGCUUCCUUUGCAACUGCAAGUUACUGUGGCUUAUCUUCCUCUUUACAAAGAGUGUGUUGCUGCAAGUGGAGUGAUUCUCUCGCAGUUGCUAAGAGGUCAGCUUGUCGAAGCAGCUGUAAGGCUCAAUCAAGGUGGUCUAUUCUUCACAGAGGAAAUGCUCCUGAAGUUCAGCAAGCACGAGCUUCUCUCAGUUCUUGAGUCACGAUUGCCGGGCUUUUUACUGGCUUCCGAAGGUCAUACUUCUUUCAAGGCGUUUCAAAAUUUCCCUAAAUUAGUGAAAUUUUAUGUAUAGAAGGGGAAUGGUGAUGGUGGAGGUGCAGGUACUGGAAUAAUAUGGAGGUUUUCGUUAUAGACAUGGACUUAGGUGUUACAGGUGUUCGUGUUGGUUGAACAACAAUAUAUUACGUUGUGUGAAACCCUUUUUGAGUUAAUAUAUCAGUGUGUACCUGAAUAUAUAAGACA
Molecule: messenger RNA, 3859 nt
Organism: Physcomitrium patens
Lineage: Eukaryota; Viridiplantae; Streptophyta; Bryopsida; Funariales; Funariaceae
Source: RefSeq, a predicted model, not a curated record